Messenger RNA from Nicotiana tabacum (common tobacco), 1677 nucleotides. RefSeq names its product serine/threonine-protein kinase 54-like. Gene Ontology annotation, molecular function: ATP binding; protein serine/threonine kinase activity. Lineage: Eukaryota; Viridiplantae; Streptophyta; Magnoliopsida; Solanales; Solanaceae. Gene Ontology annotation, cellular component: plasma membrane. The record is from RefSeq and is a predicted model, not a curated record. Gene Ontology annotation, biological process: protein phosphorylation.
AAUCUCAAGUAAACAACAGUGACAGUUAGUAGUCUUCAGACAUGGCCGUUGCCCCAAAUUUCCACUACUUCUACUAACACUAGUCUCAUUUUCCUCUGAAAUUUAUAGCUAAUUUCAUCCCCUGUUUUGUCCCAAAAAAUCCUCUAUGUAAACAAUAAAAUCUUCUGAAAUAGUUAGAAAAAUAGAGUGAUGGAGGAAGUGGGUUUUGUAAGAGCAGAUCUUAUAGAUCUGAAGAGCAUAGACGAGCAGCUACAGAGGCAUUUAAGCAGAGCAUGGACAAUGGAGAAAGAGGAAAUAGGGAUGGAAAGUAGAGAAAUCCCAAUUAAACAUGCUUGGGAAAUUGAUCCUUCUAAGCUUAUCAUCAAAACUGUCAUUGCUCGUGGCACUUUUGGUACUGUUCAUCGUGGCAUCUAUGAUGGCCUUGAUGUUGCUGUAAAGCUUCUUGAUUGGGGAGAAGAAGGCCAGAGGUCUCAGGCUGAGGUUUCUUCAGUCAGAGCAGCUUUUACACAAGAAGUUUCUGUAUGGCACAAGCUUGAUCAUCCUAAUGUCACAAAAUUUAUAGGAGCUGCAAUGGGCACACCAGAUCUUAACAUACAGACUGAGAAUGGUGUCAUCGGCAUUCCACGUAACCUUUGUUGUGUGGUGGUUGAAUACCUUCCUGGGGGUACUCUCAAGUCUUUUCUCAUCAAGAGCCAUAGGAGGAAGUUGGCCUUCAAAGUUGUGGUCCAACUGGCGCUGGAUCUAGCACGCGGGUUAAACUAUCUUCAUUCUGAGAAGAUAGUCCAUAGGGAUGUCAAAACAGAGAACAUGCUUCUUGACAGGAAUCGUACACUUAAGAUUGCUGAUUUUGGUGUUGCUCGUGUUGAAGCUUCAAAUCCUAAUGAUAUGACCGGGGAGACUGGAACCCUAGGUUACAUGGCACCUGAGGUUCUUAAUGGCAACCCGUAUAACCGGAAGUGUGACGUAUAUAGCUUUGGCAUUUGCCUCUGGGAGAUAUAUUGCUGUGACAUGCCAUAUCCAGAUCUGAGCUUCUCAGAAGUGACGACAGCUGUUGUCCGACAGAAUUUGAGACCGGAGAUACCUCGUUGUUGCCCAAGUUCUUUGGCAAAUGUGAUGAAGCGGUGUUGGGAUGCUAGCGCUGACAAGCGGCCAGAAAUGGAUGAAGUGGUGUCCAUGUUGGAAUCAAUUGACACAUCAAAGGGAGGUGGGAUGAUCCCUGUUGAUCAACGCCAGAGCUGCUUCUGCUUUGGGAGACGCCGAGGUCCUUGAGAAGAGCAUCUCCAGCUAGCAAGUGAGAUCUGUAAGUUGUUGGUCCAAUGAAGAGGGAAGGAUAAAAAACCAAGGAGCACAGUUUUAAAAGAAGAUUUAAGAUGUCAAGUUUACAGGAGUUGGAGCUUAAAGUGGUGAGGUAAAAGAAGCUCUGAUACAUACAUGCAUGCAUUUAUUCAUCAGCUCAUGCAUGUGCAGCUCUAUACCUUUUCAUCUUUGAAAUGAAUUGUCUAAUUAAACACUAUUGACCGGUUGGUCUUUAAACCUGCAAGAUGUAGGUGUAGCAGAUGCCGUUCCAUGAUUUAAACUUGUUGAAUUCAAUCUUUAAUGUUUUUAGCACUUAGAACUGAACUCAUUGUACUUUUAAGGUUGUGAGUUUAGAAUUUAGUAUUUGUUGAGUUUCUUUUA